Messenger RNA from Camellia sinensis, 594 nucleotides. The record is from RefSeq and is a predicted model, not a curated record. Lineage: Eukaryota; Viridiplantae; Streptophyta; Magnoliopsida; Ericales; Theaceae.
UUGUAAUAUCACUAUUUAAAGAAAUACUACUGUUUUUUCUAAUCUAAGAAAUAAAGGCAACAAGAAAUUGGAAUGGUGGGAGAAGAGCAAAGCUGGAUUGUAGAAUUGGUGCCUCCCUAUUUGCCAAGAGCUCCUCUACCUCCUAGCAAGUUGGAUGUUGCAAGUGGGAUUUUGGAUUUCGACAAGCUAUGGAAGCCGCCCCCAAAUCGAGAUUAUGUGCCCUGUGUCGAGCCAAGUUCAAACUACACAACUUCUGGAGGGUCUCAAGGUUACCUUCUUGUUCAUACAAAUGGUGGAUUAAAUCAGAUGCGAGCUGGGAUAUGUGACAUGGUUGCUGUUGCCCGAAUUAUAAAUGCUACUCUUGUAAUUCCAGAACUUGAUAAACGGUCAUUUUGGCAGGACACUAGCAAUUUUUUUGAUGUAUUCGAUCAAGAUCAUUUUAUUAGUUCCUUGGCUAAUGAUGUAAAGGUCAUUAGAAAACUUCCGAAGGAACUGGCAAAUGCAACUAGAGCAGUUAAGCACUUUAGAAACUGGUCCGGUAUUGAUCUGGAACUCGUUAACAUGAAGAAAGCCAUUUCCAUCAGGCAGGGUUGA